AUGAAGCUCUCUAUACUCCUCCUCGGCACGGCCCUCGGUGCCAUGGCCGUUCCCCACGGGGGCCGCAUCGCCCGCGACACUCCUUCCAUCUCCGACAGCGUCAGCGCCAGUCCCACGUCUACACCGGUUGCUGCUAGCAGCAGUGCAACUCCCAGCAGCGCCUCCCCAAGCAGCGCCUCCCCAAGCAGCGCCUCUCCAAGUAGUGUGGCCCCCAGCAGUGCCAGCGCUUCGCCGAGCAGCAGCAGCGUAACGCCUUCCAGCACCCCCGUGUCCUCCGCAGCACCGACGGCGUCGCCGGUAAGUUGGGAAGCCCACGACCGACGAUGA
This is a messenger RNA of Aspergillus melleus, 327 nucleotides long. RefSeq lists its product as uncharacterized. Lineage: Eukaryota; Fungi; Ascomycota; Eurotiomycetes; Eurotiales; Aspergillaceae. The transcript has a single exon. The record is from RefSeq and is a predicted model, not a curated record. Bases 1 to 327 code for a protein of 108 amino acids.